AUGCGGGCGGCGCUGGGGCUGGUGGCGCUGGGGCUGGUGGUGGCGCUGGGGCUGCCGGCGCGGGGCCUCGGCCCCGGGGGAGCGGUGCCCGGGCAGCCCCGGUCCCCGGCGCAGCCCCGCCGCCGAGCCCCGCAGCGCGCCCGCGCCUACAGCAUCCCCAUCGCGGGCACCCCCCGCACCGUGCGCCUGCGGCAGCAAGUGUUCUUGCCAGAGGAUCUCCGGAUUUAUACAGACGGCCGAGGGGGGCUGGCGAAAUCCGAGCUUGCGCGUGUCGAGCGCGACUGCUUCUACGACGGCUACGUGGAGGGUUUCCCAGGAUCGCUUGUGGCACUUAGCACUUGCUCUGGACUGAGCGGGGUCCUGCAGCUCGCAAAUACCAGCUAUGGGAUCAGACCUUUGGAGGCUGCAGGUGGGUAUCAGCACCUCAUUUAUCAAAUGCGGAAUGAAAAUGUAGAGACGCAGCUGCUUGCAGAAAACAGCUCCCUUGCCUGGGCUGCAGAGGUGUCACCGGAGCCGUGGGAAGGAGCAGGCAAGGAAGCUGUCCACAGAUCCCCACUAUAUCUGGAAAUGCAUGCAGUUUUGGACAAAGCUCUGUAUGACUACAUGGGAGCAGACAAGGGUGCCGUGACAGCCAAGAUAGUCCAGCUUUUCAGCUACGUGAACAGCAUGUUUACACGCCUCAAUCUGACGAUAGUACUCUCUUCACUGGAGUUUUGGACAGAAAAGAACAAAAUUCCUACCACAGGAGAUGCUGAGGAGUUGCUGCAGAGAUUUUUGCAGUGGAAAAACAUACAUCGUGUUUUGCGGCUACAGGACAUAACGUUCUUAUUCGUUUACAGGGAGCAGUCCCCUUCCGUGGUGGCAUCUUCUGCGAAGAAGCUGUGUCUCAAGAACCAUGCUGGAGGGGUUGCCUUGUACCGAAGCGCUAUGACACUGGAGGCGUUCUCGGUUGUCGUGGCUCAGCUGCUGGGGCUCAGCCUGGGGAUGGUGUAUGACGACCCUGGGAGCUGUCACUGCGCGGGAGCCGCCUGCAUAAUGCAGCCCAGUGCGGUGCACUCGGCUGGCACCAAAGCCUUCAGCAGCUGCAGCAUAAGAGACUUUCAGCGUUUUCUUGCCACUGGAGAAGGGCAGUGUCUGUUGAACAGGCCAACGAUGGACGUGUCGUAUAAAGCUCCUGUGUGUGGCAAUAAAGUGGUGGAGCCAGGAGAGGCUUGUGACUGCGGCUCAGCAGAGGAGUGCCGGCGCGAUCUGUGUUGUACUGUGGGGUGCAAAAGGAGGAAAGGGGUGCAGUGCCUGUCAGGACCGUGCUGCUGGAAGUGCAAGUUUGUGAAAAGUGGCACGUUGUGUAGAACCAGCCCCGAGGACGAGUGUGAGCUGAAGGAAUAUUGCAACGGCACCUCUGGGGAGUGCACGCCCAACCAGUGGGUGAUGGACGGGCAUCCCUGCAGCAGGAACACCGCCUUUUGCUACAGAGGAGUUUGUCAGACAGCUGACAAGCAGUGUCAGGAGAUCUUCGGCAAAGGGGCCAAAAACGGACCCUUGGCCUGCUACGAGGAAAUUAAUGGCCAAAGGGACAGAAUGGGACACUGCGGCUCCAAUCACAGCGGGUACCAGAGCUGUGCAUGGAAGAAUCUCCAAUGUGGGAAGCUCAUCUGCGAAUAUCCAGGUAAUGUGCCUUUCACCAAGGAGAAGGCUGCGGUGAUUUAUGCUCGGGUGCAGAACACGCUGUGCGUCACACUGGACUACAUGAAGCCUCCCACGGAGAGGGACCCAAUGCUGGUGAAGAAUGGCACUGUCUGCGGCGACCACAAGAUCUGCAUGAAACAGAAGUGUGUGUCUGCUGCUGUCUUGAACUAUAAUUGUGACAUAAAGACAAAAUGCAACAAUCACGGGGUGUGCAAUAACAAAGGGACUUGCCAUUGCCAUCCUGGCUGGAAGCCACCGAAUUGCCGGGAGAAAGCAGAGAGGCAGGGAGGGAGCAAAGACAGCCCCGACCCGCUGAAGAUGUGGCUGCUUCUCACCUUCUGCCUCUUUGUGCCCGUCCUCAUAGGGCUCAUCCUCAUGGUGGUGAAGAGAAAGGAGCUGAGGCAGUGCCUCUCCACGGAGCAGCUGGAAAUAGACGAGUUUGAAGAUAAAGAAAGCACUGAGGAGGAAGGGAGCAUGUUGGAUGCACGGCAGCAUAGCAGGAGAGGACUUUAAAUCUGCCUGUGGGGUUCUGGACUUUGGGGAGCACUGGAAGGAAGACGCAGCAGCACAGCGCACGGACAGAGAUGUUUGUGGUCCCAGGCUUGGGAUUUAACCCACAACAGCCACGUGGCCCCCCUUGGGGCUGUGCGCUGGGGGUGUUGAAG
Messenger RNA from Cygnus atratus (black swan), 2351 nucleotides. RefSeq names its product disintegrin and metalloproteinase domain-containing protein 2-like. The transcript has 19 exons. Gene Ontology annotation, molecular function: metalloendopeptidase activity. Bases 1 to 2199 code for a protein of 732 amino acids. NCBI's taxonomy places the organism in Eukaryota, Metazoa, Chordata, Aves, Anseriformes, Anatidae. The record is from RefSeq and is a predicted model, not a curated record. Gene Ontology annotation, biological process: binding of sperm to zona pellucida; cell adhesion; proteolysis. Gene Ontology annotation, cellular component: plasma membrane.